GUCGCACGCAGUCGGCCCGGGACGCCCAGACGGACCGGCGCUCGAAGGACGUACCGCAGACGGCGGCCCGCGCGCACGAGGCCUCGCCAAAGCGCCCACGAGGUGCGGACGCCCCGCGGCCUCGAGGAUGGGAGCUGUCUCUCGGGGAGGGCACCGGCAGCACGAUCGGCGAACCGUCCCGAGGGCUGAGGUGGCCCAGUCGGACGGCGGCCCCAGAUGCCGCCCCCGUGGGAGCGCCGAGGCGGCGUGACGAGAUGCGCCCCACCACGGCCGAAGCCCCACGUCUCCUGGAGCCGGGCGCCCGCGCCUCCCAACGAGGCAGCGCUGCGGAAUAUGGCCAUAGGAGCGGGAAGGCCGAUGAGGCCAGGGAUCGAUCCAGGAGGCGGCACUGGGCCCUGGCCAUGGUGGGCCUUCUGCUGGGCCUCGGGCCAGCCUGGGGCCUCGUCGCCGGCGGACCCAACCAGCAGAAGUACAGCACGCGAUUGGUGCGCACGCGCUACGGGAGCCUCCGGGGCGUCGUGGCGCGCGCCGCGGGCGAGGCCUCGGUCGAGGUCUACCUCGGGGUGCCGUACGCGACGCCGCCCCUCGGCUCCCUUCGCUACAUGCCACCGAUCACCCCGUCGCCGUGGCGCGGCACUCGCCUCGCCGACACCAUGCCCCCGGUCUGCCCCCAGCGGCCCCCGUCCCCGGACCCCAGCAUGCCUCGAGGGCUCAAGGCCUACCUGGGGAGGGUCGGGCCCCUUCUGGCCAACCAGAGCGAAGACUGCCUUUACCUCAAUCUGUACGUGCCGAGGCCGCCGGGCGCGAGCCUACCCGCGGCCGCAGCCCCUCCUCCUCACCCAGGUAGCAGCACGUCGGAUCUGCUGCCGGCUUUGCUACUCGUUCAUGGCGACUCUUAUUCAUGGGGAGCUGGGAAUCCGCUGGACGGAACCGCCCUGGCAGCGCAUGGACGGCUUAUAGUUGUCUCCAUCAACUUUCGUCUAGGUAUUUUAGGUUUCUUGAAAACAAGUACGAAAGGAAGUGCGCAGGGCAAUUACGGACUCAUGGACCUCGUGGCUGGGGUACAUUGGCUACGAGAGAAUUUGCCUGCAUUUGGUGGAGAUUCCAAUCGAUUAACCCUCCUGGGCCACGGGACUGGCGCUGCACUUGCAAACUUCCUUGCCGUUUCGCCAAUGGCCAAAGAGCUUGUUGAGCGUGUUGUCCUCUUGGGCGGCUCGUCCCUUUCGCCCUGGGCGAUACAGCGCGAGCCUCUGGCGGUUAAGCGCCGCGUGGCCGAGAUCCUGGGAUGUCCGGGCGACGUCGAGGUUGAGGAUGUCGCGCCCUGCUUACGGCAGCACAACGUCGAGGACCUUCUCGAAGUGAAACUCGACGUGCCGAGAUUCACCUCCGGCUUUGCCCCCUUCGUCGAUGGCGCCAUUUUGCCCGAGGGCCUAGUUAAUAGUCAGAGCUUUCAACCCACGGUUGCGUCUUCGGGACUAAUGCCACUGAUGCCAGGACCGGGAUCAGAGUUUGCUAAUUUUGGCGAUCGAGAUGUACUUAUGGGUCUCACGUCCGACGAAGCUUGGCUAGAGUUAGCAGAGCAAGAUCUCGAGAAUGGACUGAACGAGACGCGGCGAGACAGGAUCCUACGUACAUACGUCCGCAACACUUACCGCUACCACCUCCACGAGAUUUACUCGACAUUGCGCAACGAGUACACGGAUUGGGAGCGCGCCGAGUCCAGUCCUCUCGCCAUCUGCGAGGGUCUGCUGGCCCUUCUGGGGGACGGCCAAGUCGCGGCGCCCCUCCUGAGGCUCGCGCUCCUUCACUCGGCGAGCGGUGGCCGCGGCUACUUUCUCCACUUCCAGCCGGGCAAGCGACCGAGCCAAAAAGGCGACGAACUCCCUUACUUUAUGGGCACGCCCCUCCUCCGGGCCGAGGAUAACCCUGACAACUACAGCGCCGAGGACGAGAGUCUCUCACGGCUGCUCGUCCACUACCUCUCCAACUUCAUUCGCCGCGGAGAUCCGAACGGCGCGGCAUCGGCGAUAAACUCGGCGGCCUGGGGCUCAUCGGCUGACGUCGAUGUGAGCAGUCCUCCUUUCUGGGACUCCUACGACUCGAUCAAUCAGCUUUACCUGGAGGCCGGUCGCAGUACGGAGAUGCACUCGCACUACCGCGGCCACAAAAUGAGCCUCUGGCUGAACCUGCUGCCCCAACUCCAUCGUCCGGGUUACGAAAUCAGUAUGCGCCACCACCAUCUGGCCGAGAGCCCGGCUCUUUACGAGGGGCCAGUGAGGCCCCAGACGAUGGCUAUACCCAUACCGGCGCCGCCCUUACCACUGCCCUACCCCACGGAGCCCUCGAUAUCCAGCUCGCCGACCCUCGCGAGCACCUUGGUCACCAGCACCGAUUGCGCGCCCAACCUCACCAACAAUCUGCUGUCCGGGCCUGCCUCCACCUUCCCCAGUAAUGCACAGCAUCCGCAUCUUGGACCCGGACCUAACAAUCUCCUGCGCAAACUAGCUACUAGCCACUAUCAAAGCUACACAACUGCACUUACGGUAACAAUAGCGGUUGGCGUGUUCCUUUUGCUGCUCAAUAUUCUCAUCUUCGCGGGCAUUUAUCAUCAGCGCGACAAAACGGGAACAAUUGGUACGGAAGUUGGUCAGCAGCAGAGCUCCAGCUCCGGUCUCACCGGCAAGAAAAUGGACGACCUCCUGGAGAUCGGUUGCGCUGGCGGCAUCAUCCGCGACUCGUCAGUCAUUGGCGGCGCGCACCCAAACAAACGCAGCCUCCCGAGCUUCGUGUUCGCGGAGUUGCCGGCUAGCAGCAGCCCCGGGCACAAGGGAAAAUUCGUCGACGAGCUUGAACACAUGCAGCUACAGGAGUACGAACAUCGCGGCCAAAACGCUUUUUACUGCCCGAGUCCUCAGCAACAACGGGCACGAACCCCAUCUCCGUGCAUCGACGCGACCAUGGCCGUCACGAUGGACGACCUCGAUGAGGAGGACCUCCCCGAUCCACCGCCCCCACCCAAGUCACCCGCCCCAUCCUCCUCUAUGAUCUGCCCGGGUAUACUGAGGCAGCCCGGCACCCCGGGUUGUGCCAAAAAGCGCGUUCAGAUCCAGGAAAUCUCCGUCUAAUUCUGGUUUCUCU
Molecule: messenger RNA, 3138 nt
Organism: Ceratosolen solmsi marchali
Lineage: Eukaryota; Metazoa; Arthropoda; Insecta; Hymenoptera; Agaonidae
Product: neuroligin-1
Exons: 10
Coding region: 255-3125 (956 amino acids)
Source: RefSeq, a predicted model, not a curated record